Molecule: messenger RNA, 4674 nt
Organism: Musa acuminata AAA Group (dessert banana)
Lineage: Eukaryota; Viridiplantae; Streptophyta; Magnoliopsida; Zingiberales; Musaceae
Product: receptor kinase-like protein Xa21
Exons: 5
Coding region: 59-4303 (1414 amino acids)
Biological process (GO): protein phosphorylation
Molecular function (GO): protein binding; protein kinase activity; ATP binding
Source: RefSeq, a predicted model, not a curated record
AAAGUUUAAGCUUUUACCAAGUGAAUUCACACUCAAAUAUAUCAAGCAAUAUCCUCCCAUGAUCUAUGCAAUACCUCCACCCAAGACGACCUCCAUGACUCCAACCAUGAAAGACAUACCACACUGCUUCGCAUCUGCAUGUGCCUUCUGGCCAUCGUCUUUAACGUUUCUAAUUCUUGUGCUCUCAUGUCCUCCCAUAUCCACCUUGAAUUCAAGCAACGAGAACAUCGAUCGCCUCGCGCUCCUGUCCUUCAAGUCCCUCGUGUCCGAUCCAAUCCGAGCAUUGGCCUCCUGGAACGAUGAAUCCCUCCAUUUCUGCCGGUGGCGAGGUGUGACAUGCCGCAACCAGAGUCAUCUGCCGAGGGUCACAGCUUUGGAACUGGAGUCUCUCGAUUUGGCCAGUAAGAUCUCUCCAUCUCUAGCCAACCUCACCUUCCUCCGGAGGCUCCACCUCGCCGACAACCGACUUCACGGUCCCAUCCCGCAGGAGCUCGGCCUGCUUUCCCAUCUUCAACGUCUAAACCUGAGCUCCAACGCUCUAAGAGGAGCCAUCCCACACAACCUUGGCCGCUGCUCAGAACUACAAUAUAUGGAUUUGUCAAACAAUCUCCUCGAAGGAGAGAUUCCCAAUGAUCUCGGUGCCUUGUCAAAGCUGAAAAUUCUCUACCUCGGGGGCAACCAUCUUACAGGAAGCAUUCCUACGGAUAUAGGGAAUCUCGUCAGUCUAAGAGAACUUUAUUUGCAUGAAAACCAACUCAUCGGUUCUAUCCCAUCUGAGAUCGGAAACAUGACAAGUUUGACGACUCUUUCUUUGGCUAUCAACCAGCUUUCAGGAUCUGUUCCUCUAGAGAUCGGGAAGCUUGUCAGGCUUGAAGAACUUUUCUUGGAUGUUAACCAACUCACUGGCACUGUUCCUACUUCAAUAGGGAACCUCACUUCUCUUGUUUUACUUGCACUCUCACAGAAUCAACUUACAGGCGUCAUCCCACACAAUCUUAGCCAUUGCUCCGAACUACAAUACAUUUACCUGGGAAAUAAUACACUUGAAGGAGAGAUUCCUAGUGAUAUCGGUUCUUUGUCAAAUCUGAAGCUUCUCGCACUCGGGGUCAACCACCUCAGAGGAAGCAUACCUCCAGAAAUUGGGAACCUUGCGAAUUUGAUUACUCUCGAUUUGUCAAGCAACAACCUCGAACAUUCUAUUCCUCCGGAGAUCGGGAAUCUCGUCAGUCUAAGAAAACUUAUUUUGCAUGAAAACCAACUCACGGGCAAAAUCCCAUUGGAGAUUGGAAACCUUUCGAAUCUGACUAUUCUUGACUUGCCUCGGAAUAAGCUUUCGGGAUCUGUUCCUUCAGAGAUUGGGAACCUUGUCAGACUCGUACAACUUUACUUGGAUAGCAACCAAAUCACCGGCGUCAUUCCUGCCUCGAUAGGGAACUUGACGUCUCUUAUUUUGCUUGAUCUCUCGUAUAAUCAACUUGUAGGAGACAUCCCACCCGACCUUAGUCACUGUUCAGAACUACAAUAUGUUUAUUUGGGAAAUAAUACACUUGAAGGAAAGAUUCCGAGCGAUAUUAGUUCCUUGACAAAGUUGAAAUUUCUCUACUUAGCGUACAACCGUCUCACAGGAAGCAUUCCUCCAGAAAUUGGAAACCUUGGGAAUUUGUCUGUUCUUAGUUUGUUUAGCAACCGUCUCACAGGAAGCAUUCCUUCAGAAAUUGGAAGCCUUGUGAAUUUGAAUGAUCUCAGUUUGUAUAGCAACAAACUUGAAGGCCCUGUUCCACGGGGGAUCGGGAAUCUUGUCAGACUAAGUAUACUUCUUUUGCAUGAUAACCAACUCACUGGAAUUAUACCAUCUGAGAUUGGAAACCUCGUGAAUCUAACUUUUCUCGAUUUACUGUCCAAUGGCUUUGUGGGCCCAGUUCCUGCAGCGAUCGGAAACCUCACUUCCCUCACUUAUCUUGGACUGUCAUUCAACAAUCUUGGAGGGGUCAUCCCACCCUCCAUUUGGAACCUCUCCUCUCUCAGAACCUUAGAGCUCCAGAGCAACCACUUUACCGGGUCUAUUCCGCGGGAUAUGGGAAUCACACUUCCCCUUCUUGAAGCACUACACAUCAACGACAACCAGUUUUACGGGCCUCUUCCAAUUUCACUGUCCAAUGCUACCAACCUCAUCGAAAUUCAACUAUAUAAGAACAGAUUCACAGGCACCAUACCCAGAGGUUUGGGAUCCUUACAGAAGGUAUAUCACUUUGAUCUUUGUUAUAAUCAGCUAGAAGCAAGGAAUGCUGUCGAAUGGGGCUUCCUGGAUGAUUUAGCCAACUGUAGCAGCCUGAAAUAUUUGCAAAUAACAAGCAACAAGCUCGGAGGCUUCCUGCCACGAUCGAUCGUCAAUUUUUCUACAACCCUGGAAUGGUUUGAAAUCGACGACAACCACAUAGCCGGAAGCAUUCCGGCAGAGAUCGGCAACCUGGUUUCUUUGACCUUGGUUCGGAUGAACUCGAACCUUUUCACUGGAGAAAUCCCAGCAACCCUUGGCCAUCUAACUCAGCUAUUCGAACUCCGCCUGCAUUCGAAUCAACUGCAAGGAUCCUUACCUCCGAGCCUUGGAAACUGCCCUCUGAAUCUCUUGGAUCUUUCAGUCAACAAGUUAAAUGGCACAGUGCCGAAAGAAAUUAUGGCCAUCCCCACCCUCACCAGGUUACUUAAUGUAUCUUACAAUUCAUUGGAAGGAUCUCUGCCAUUUGAAGUUGGAAAACUAAAAAAUAUUGGUGAAUUCGACAUCUCUGGCAACAGACUAUCAGGUACAAUUCCAAGAACCCUUGGUGACUGUCAACAACUCGACAGUCUUGACAUGGCAGGGAAUUCAUUCCAGGGAUCAAUCCCUUCGUCAUUUAGCCAGCUGAAGGGGCUCCAAUCGCUGGAUCUUUCAAGAAACAACUUGUCCGGGCUCAUACCAGAAUUUCUUGGGAAUUUUAAGUUCUUGAGCUAUCUGAAUCUCUCAUUCAACAAUUUUGAGGGUGAGCUUCCAAAACAUGGCAUCUUCACAAACCUCAGUGCGUUCUCUGUGCUUGGAAAUAGUAAGCUUUGUGGGGGUGUCCAAGCUCUGAACCUGCCUCCCUGCCCCACCCGGUCAUCACAUUUAUCCCGGAAGCUGGUAGCCGCGAUCUCAGUUGCCGGGGGAAUAAUAUGCCUAAUCUUUCUCCUCGCUUUGUUUGGCAUUCAUCGUUGGAUACGUAAGUCGAAGAAGGAACCUCGUGCCGCAGACAACAGAAUGGUUCCACAUAUGAUGGUCACAUAUGCCGAGUUGCUAAGAGCUACAGAUGGUUUCUCUUCUGCUAAUCUCAUCGGCGUGGGAAGUUUUGGUUCGGUGUACAAAGGGUUACUCAAUUACGAGGAAUACCAACUUGUUGCUGUCAAGGUACUCGACCUCCAACAGAGAGGAGCUUCAAGGAGCUUCGUUGCUGAAUGCGAAGCGCUGAGAAAUGUCCGGCAUCGGAACCUCGUCAAGAUUUUAACAGUUUGCACAAGUACAGAUUACCGGGGAAAUGAUUUCAAAGCUUUGCUUUAUGAGUUCAUGCCGAAUGGGAGCUUAGAGAAGUGGGUGCAUCCAGAAGCAAACGAGCAAGGUCAGACGCGGGCGUUAAGCCUCAUCAAAAGGUUAAAUAUAUUGAUCGAUGUGGCCUCCGCAUUAGAUUACCUCCACCACCAUGGGCCAGAGCCGAUUGUCCACUGCGACAUAAAGCCAAGCAAUGUUCUUUUGGACCAUGACAUGGUAGCUCAUGUUGGAGACUUUGGAUUGGCGAGGUUCCUCAACAGCAGCCCCGUUGAAGCAUCUCAAAGAUCUUCUACCUCCAUGAUAUUCAAGGGGUCCAUCGGUUACGUUGCUCCAGAGUAUGGAGUGGCCAACAAAGUUUCGGUCGAAGGGGAUGUCUAUAGUUACGGGAUACUUCUGCUGGAAACACUCACGGGGAAGAGGCCUACUGGAGAAAGUUUCAGGGACGGUCUCAGCCUUCCUCGAUAUGUGGAGAUGGCACUCCCGGAGCGGGUCUCCGAAAUCAUCGAUCCAAACCUGCUCCUGGAGGAGGAGGGUGAAGAACCUAAUGAAUGCACUCGAGACAGAGCAAUGGAGUGCCUGGCGUUGUCACUCAAGAUUGGCAUCAGGUGCGCCAAGGAAUCACCACCCGAGCGAAUGCAGCUGGUGGAUGCCGUCAACGAAUUAACUGCAAUCAGGAACGCGUAUUUGGAGCUUAGUAAACAGGGUAAGAGAACCCAACUCAGAGACGAGGAUCCGGUUCUAGAUUAAACUGUUUCUGAAGCCAAAUCCAGCAGUAGCGAAGGCAAGUUCAUGGAAGCAGCUUUGCUAGAUUUGUCAUCUGUGCCAAUCGAUAUCUUUCUGGAUAAUAAACUUCCAUUUCCCUUGGAAGGCAUCAGCAUCAACAACGUCUACUGUAAUUGCUUCCAAGUUUUGAGUUAUGCGAUGUUCAGUGACAAUCUUGAAAACCAAAAGAACACAGUUCUUAAGGCAUAAAAUGGUAGUGACGUCUUUUUCUUUCUUCUGUUCGUUGCCAUUUAUCUGAGCAAAACGCAGAAGAAGGAAUAAAAAUUAUUCCGGUGAUUUUCCAAUAUCGUUGACUCUACUUGAGAAAUCAUGAUCGAUGUCCUAUUUUCUUACCA